UGGCCCUUCGGGGCGGGAGGGAGGAAGUGUUAUUGCCCCGGCGGGGGUGCCCUCCACCCUCGCGCACACAGCUGCGUGGGGGGGGCGAUCCCCCUUUCCCGGAGCGGGAUGAGCGCGGCGGGCCAGAGCCGCUGUCCCCCGGGUCUUGGCCCCGGUGUGAGGCUCUCCCGGGCGCUGCUAUAGCGGGCGCAAAACCAGAAGGAAUGAGACAGCCCAGCUUUUCUCACGGCUUUUAUCUGUGAAUUUCUUAUGAACAUCAUUGUAGUAUCUGUUGUUUAAUAGCUAAAAAGUGUCGUAGCACAGGUCCAGCUGCAGUAACGUUGUGAUCUGCUGUGUGACUACUGGGCCGAUACUCUGGCAGAGCCAAUGCUAGAUCUGGAAGUGGUUCCCGAGCGAUCUCUUGGGAAUGAACAAUGGGAAUUCACCUUGGGAAUGCCAUUGGCUCAAGCUGUAGCAAUUCUUCAGAAACACUGUCGUAUUAUCAAAAACGUCCAGGUUCUCUACAGUGAGCAGUCUCCUCUUAGCCAUGACCUCAUCCUUAACCUGACUCAGGACGGAAUCAAACUGCUGUUUGAUGCUUUCAAUCAGAGACUUAAGGUGAUUGAAGUUUAUGACUUGACUAAGGUGAAGUUAAAAUAUUGUGGUGUCCAUUUUAACUCUCAGGCAAUUGCUCCAACCAUAGAACAGAUUGAUCAGUCAUUUGGAGCAACACAUCCAGGAGUGUACAACUCAGCUGAACAACUCUUUCACCUCAAUUUCAGAGGGCUGUCUUUUUCUUUUCAAUUGGACUCAUGGGCUGAAACUCCAAAGUACGAGCCUAACUUUGCUCAUGGCCUAGCUUCUCUGCAAAUUCCCCAUGGUGCAACUGUGAAACGAAUGUACAUCUACAAUGGAAACAGCCUGCAGGAUACCAAGGCUCCCCUCAUGCCCCUCAGCUGUUUCCUUGGUAACGUGUAUGCAGAGAACGUUGAUGUUCUGAGAGAUGGAACUGGACCCUCAGGUUUACGGCUCCGCUUACUCACUGCAGGCUGUGGCCCAGGUGUAUUAGCUGAUGCCAAGAUGCGGGUAUUUGAGCGCUGUGUGUACUUUGGUGAUUCAUGCCAAGAUGUUCUGAGCACUUUGGGGUCUCCGCACAAAGUCUUUUACAAGUCAGAAGACAAGAUGAAAAUUCAUUCACCCUCCCCCCAUAAGCAGGUUCCAUCAAAGUGCAAUGACUACUUUUUUAAUUACUUCACGCUUGGAGUGGAUAUUCUUUUUGAUGCAAAUACUCACAAGGUGAAGAAAUUUGUCUUGCAUACAAAUUAUCCUGGUCAUUACAACUUUAACAUAUACCAUCGUUGUGAAUUCAAGAUUCCACUAGCCGUUAAGCGAGAUAGUUCGGAUUCACAGACUGAAACGUGCACAACGUACAGCAAGUGGGAUAGUAUUCAGGAUCUUCUGGGACAUCCUGUGGAAAAGCCAGUGGUACUUCAUAGGUCAUCCUCUCCAAACAAUACUAACCCAUUUGGAUCAACGUUUUGUUUUGGACUGCAGCGAAUGAUCUUUGAGGUGAUGCAGAAUAAUCACAUAGCAUCUGUUACUUUGUAUGGCCCAGCAAGGCCCAGCAGCCAGCUGAGAACGUCGGACCUUCCUCAAUGAAGCAUCAUCUUCAAAAUCAGCUAAUCUAAAUGCUACAAAACUAGUACAGCGUGCCUUGAUUUACUGCCACUUAUAUGGAAAGCAUGGUAUGAUUUUUUUUCAAAAUAAAAUUCCUCCCUUCCAUGCGUGGUGCGGAGGGGAAAUUCUCUCAACCCUUCAUCAUAAGGCAUGGAACUAGUGAUGGAGGAAAGCAGCUAGAUGCCUGUGUUGUCAUUUUACUCCUCUCGGUUGGCCGUCUCCUGCGCAGCACAGACCUGAAGAGACUGUCUAUCCUUCCUGAGCUGGCAGAAGGAACAUUAAUGACUGCAAGAGUUAGAAGCACAAACUUUCUGAGCCUUGGAGCAUCUGGAAACAGGUAUUGAUAUUAGUCUGUGUUUGUGUUACUGUAUUGAUGUGGUGGUCCUAUUUUAAGAAACCAAGUGUGUGUGUGUGUGUGUGUAUACACACACACACACACACACACACAAAUAUAAACACGUCGAUAUUUCUGUGGCUUAGGACAUGGUACCAAGUGUGACAAGGGUGUAUAUAUGUCCAGGAUUUCAGGCACCACAUCUUUGUGUAACUUCGGAACAAGCAAGUAGCAUGUGCAUAAUACUUGGUUGUGUACCAUUUGCACUACAUACACUUUAAUUACUUGAUAAACGUUAUCUUCACUGAGGAGCAUCUGUGUACGGGGUGUGAUGGUUAUUUAAUGUACGCUGUGCAGUAAGCUUAUUUAUGUGGUGGACUGACGAAUAGUCCACCUUCCUGCACUAAUAUUUACUUGACGUGCUGAAGCAAUUGGUUUUCUGCCAUGCCUGGUUUGCUAACUUUUUUUCCUAUGCCGUUUCCCAAAAAAAAACAAAAAUCUGGAAGAGAUUAUUCCUAUGACUGAAAGAAGUGGGUGUUGUUUUUUUUUAUACCAUUUUUCUUCAUACUUAAAAAUUUUUAAAAAUACGUCCCGUAACAGAAAAUGCAGGUGCCUCAUCUCUCGAUGUACUGGAACAUGUUUGUUCCAAACCCCCCAGCUGCUCCCUAUUUCCUGUAGAAAAGGAGAAAGGAAAGAGAAUUUGUAGUGAGUACGUAGAUGAUUGAAAGAAAAAUUCCCCAACUCCUCCAGCACCAAGCAACCUCUUCCCAUGUCUUCUGAACUAUGACUUUUAUUUAAUGCCAAAGUUUUAGCCAAAGACAUCCUCAGUCUAGUUUCACCAUCUCUGUAUAUGUAAUCUAACUGCACACCCCACCCCCAGGAAACCGGAUAUAGGCUUUUCUCUAGUCAGGAAAUGCUGCUCACUGCAUUUUAUCUCAAGUGGAAUGCUUUGGGUUUGUAGUUCUCUUACAGUCUUAUUGGGGAAAGUAGUGUGUGUUCUUUGACAUAUUAACCCUUUUUAAAAAUGGAAAGAGAAAUGUAUAAUUUUGUCCCAUUUUUAAUAUUUUGGUGUAGCAAGUUGUGAUACAUAGACAACGAUUUUGUGAGUUUUACAAUGUGUGUACAGAUUUUGUAAAUAUGACAUUUUUGUAAUUAACGCCAUGUACAGUGUAAUCCUGUAUAGUUUAUCAGUGAAUGGGAGGUAGGAAAUAGAAUGUUAACUAGUGUUUUGGAUCCUGGACCAGUAGCAGGGAUAAAUGUGAUUUGGUGUGUGUGAGUGUAAGAGUUUGUGCGUAUGAUAUUCUUUGCCAUUUAGUCUUCCUGUAUACUGUGACAUUCUAGAGUGUUUUACUAAAACAAAAAAGCCCUAUUGAGAAUCUAUCUAAAGAAAAAGUUACUGUUUACCUUCGUUAUUCUUAGGUGUUACUCCUGUUGAAUUCCUGCUCAAUCUGUGCUGUUUCCUGUGAUCAUUGCUUGCUGAGAAAAUUCUACACCUCAAUCUAUUUCUUUGUUUCCUCUCUCAUUUUCAUUUUGGUUUACAUAGACCUUCUGUAAAUUAAACAGAAUACAUAAUGAGCAUGUACACUGAAAGACAAAUAAAAUGCGACUCUCAGUUACUGUUUUGUGUUGCAUACAGUUGCUGGGUGUUUUUGUAAAAAAGUGGUGAAUGCUUUUGCUUUAUUUCAUAUCAUUUACUUAUUAUAUGCAGAUUAAUUUUACCGGGGAGUUGGAAAUAAAGACCCCAGGGUUCUGCUCUAAUCUCUAGCACUGGCUUGUGUAAACUUGGACAAGUCACUUAAACUGUCUGCGCUUUAGUUUACUCUUAUGAAAAUGCAUUUAUUUCAGAAUGUAGCUACCUCACAGAGUUUUGAAAUGUAAGUAUUUAUAGAGCACUUCAAGAUAUUAGAAUAAAAGGUGUGGUAUAAAUUCAUGUUUGUUCCUAAAUAUAAUGCUAAAAUAUGAUUGCUAAUUAUUAGUUAAUUUUCUUAAAUCUCUUUUGAAAAUUGACCUGCAUGAGACUCCAGAUUAGGAGUUCUGUCCUGGGGGUGAGGGUUAGCAAAAUUUUCACCAUCUUAUAGAGAAAUAUAGACUUUUGCUCUUCCAUGGCUCAUCCUUCUGAAAGGGACGGAGGCAUCAUUCUGCCAGCCCGACAUGUCUCAGGAGACAUGCUGCCUGCCUGGAGCCCACAUCCCAGAUGUUACAGAAAGUUCGCCGAGGCUCAUCUGUUGGUCUAGCCACUGCCCCAUGCUGCUCAUCCACAUGAGCAGAUAUUGCCUAGCUUGACCCCAAGCAGAUCCGCAGUGACUGCGGUGCCCUGGGAGCAAGGGGGAGGGGAGGACACAGGCUGUGUUCUGAUCCAUCCUCCUGGUUGAGUGUAAGGACCCAUGCAGGGACACAUACAUCCUGGAUAUGAAUGCAUGGCUGCACAGAUGGUGUCAACAGGAGGAUGUCUGCUUCCUUGACCCUGGGAUGCUGUUCCGAGAAGGUCUGCUGGGAAGAGAUGGAAUCCACCUGACUAAAAAGAGGGAAAGCAUCUUUGCUCACCAACUUGCCAGCCUAGUGAGGAGGAUUUUAAACUAGAUUAAAAGGGGGAAGGUGAUAGCAGACCACAGGUAAGCAUAAAAAAUCCCGACCUUAACAGAAGGCUAGAUGUUUGGGGGAGAGGGAAGGGAGCACAGAAAACUACACUAUGGUUGUGACACUGCACCCCAUAUUCAUCAUAGUUGUAUGGUUAUGAUAUGAUUAUAAUGUAUGAUGCAUCUGGUACAAGAUGCAUCUUGUGAGGUUUCAUUGGAAAAGUUAUGAUUUGCUGAACGAUUGUCCUAUUUGUGUGCAUGCAUUAUUUUUGUAUCUAAAGUUAUGAAUAUUUACUAUGUAUCUGUAUUUCAAAUGUGGUUACACCUGGGUGACACCCACUAGGCAAAGUGCUUCCAGUCUAGAGAGUUGGUUGUGAAGAGCCUGUUCAGGGUAAUGAGCCAUUAGGGGAAACAGUAGGCCUUAGGAGAAGCAUAUUGCCCACCUGGUUAGCCUUCCUGUAAAUGUUUCAGCCAGCCUGUGAGUAAUGGCUACUAUGACUCAGCAGGGCAUGCAACCAGACCACAUGACACCGAACUCCAUUUUGGUACCUGUAUUUUUCCACAAGCUGGACUGAAAACUGAGUUUGGAAAAAAGGGUUCCCACCAUAUGGAAAAGCUACAUAAGGUGGGGUGUGACAUUAUCUCUUGGCCUCAUUCUCCACACAAGAACUCCUGGAACCUGAGGAACAAAGACUGAACUGGGGGAAGUGCUGGACCCAGGCUAAAGGGAUUUCUAGCCUAUGUAUGGAAACUUGGUGGACUGCUUGUAUCAUCAGUUAGGGUGAGAAAUUGCUAAUUCAAAUCCUAUCUAGUAUUUUAGGCUUAGUUUGCGGUUUUGUUUAUUUGCUAGGUAAUCUGCUUUGAUCUGUUUGCUAUCAUUUAUAAUCUGUCUUUCUGUAGUUAAUAAACUUGUUGUAUGCUUUAUCUAAA
Caretta caretta (loggerhead turtle) is the source of this 5496-nucleotide messenger RNA. NCBI's taxonomy places the organism in Eukaryota, Metazoa, Chordata, Testudines, Cheloniidae. The record is from RefSeq and is a predicted model, not a curated record.